GAUUGUCAACCGCCAUGAUUGUACUGAUGUAGAUCUACCACUCCAUGCACCGCAGCCAAGUGGUGCAGAUCUUUCAUAAAACUCGUGAGCAUCCAGUGACUUCGCGUAGAGCUAGACUUAACUAGAGCAGUAGAGCCUAGAGCCUACAAUGUAGAGGGCUACUCAGAUCAGCGACCUGACUUGUGAUCUGACUCCGGCUGUCUCCAUGGUCUCUGUCUGCCAAGACGAUGCGAGCCAGCCGACUUGUUGUCGUGGUUAUUGCUUGGCUCGGGAGAGUACUGGUGCAGGGUUGGAUCCACUGGGACAGUGGGAGACAGUGGACAGGUCAGAUCACACGACCUGGAUCUGCGGCAUUUGCAUGGUCUUCAUGUCUGGAAACAUAUCAGUCAUCAAUACUUGAAACCGACUGAAUCGGAAAAAGCCCAAACAAGAACGAUAAUCCCUCACAGAGUUCGGCAAAUUCCUGAUUUAUAGUCUAGACGACUACACUAACAAGCAACAGUGCUGAAGCGCAAAUACGGCAGGGGACUGACGCGGUAACGGAGCAAGAAAAGAGCAAGAUGAAGCGGCUCCCUUCUACGUUGGUAGGUAGCCUAGUAAUAUCGGUGCUGCUCGUUCUUGCAAUUGGAUCUCACGGCCAUGGCUGGGAAGGUCACCAUCCUCCGGUACCAUUGCCUCCGCAACCAGCCAGGUUCUCUGGUGUGUUCGACGACAACAUGGUGUUACAGCGAGCUCCUGCAAAAGCAGCAGUGUUUGGCAGCGCUAUGAACCUCAGCUCUUCCACAGCUACCGUCACUGUGACGGUCUCGUCGGCAGAGGGUAGCAGUAAGACCUACGCAGCACAGGUGUCCGAGAACAAUAUGAACUGGAAAGUUCUGUUGGAUCCUGCCGAGGCUGGUGGAGACUACACCAUCACCUGUGCAUGUACUCAAGGUUGUGUCAACAGCAGUGUGGGUGGUACGAUCCAGAAUGUUACAUUUGGUGAUGUCUACUUCUGCUCUGGCCAGAGUAACAUGGAGUUAGAACUUCACUAUACAUUCAGUCGUAAUGACACGCUGGAUGCUAUUGCAAAGGGUAUGUACCACAACAUACGCAUCCGGCAAUUCCCCAACCACCCCAUGGACGAACCAACAUAUAUGUUUGAGCCGGGAAAGGGGGCGCUGUACCCGAAUGCCUCCACUUGGCUAGGUGCCGGUCAGGCUUUGGCCUUAGAACUGCCUGAAAAGACAUGCUAUAACUGCGGCAUGGCCAAUCGUACAGUGCUGAUACACUUCAGCGCGGCUUGUUGGUACUUUGGUCAGGCGCUGUCUGACGAGCUUGCCAAGAUGAACAACGGAACAACGAUUCCGAUUGGUCUGAUUGCUAGCAGCGUUGGAGGGACUAUCAUAGAGCUUUGGACACCGCGCGACAAGAUUACCAACUGCCAGGACACCUUGUGCGGAGCGAAGCUCAAUAUGACUACAUGCGGUCGCCUCUACAAUGGCAUGGUGUCACCAUUUGUCAACAUGACCGUCAAGGGAUUCCUAUGGUAUCAGGGUGAGAACAAUGUUGGAGGCUUCACUGGUAACUCACUGGAGCACACUGGCUACGGCUGUAUGCUGCCUAACAUGAUAAGCACGUGGAGAACAGCAUGGUCGGUGGAAGAGGGCACCACAGACCCUCUGGCUCCAUUCGGUGUCUACACGUUAGCUGCGGGCACCAGUGAAGGACACGGUACUCACAUGGGUGGAUUCCGCUGGUCGGAGACGGCAAACUACGGUGUCGUCCCCAACCCUGCCAUGCCCAACUGCUUUGUGGCAAGUGGUUAUGACUUGGGUGAUCCUUGGGGGAAGAAGUGUGGUAAGCAAAACUGCUGUGUGUCGGAUACAACACCUCCUAAGCCACCGUGUAGUGGUGAUAUCCGCUGGAAUGUGAAGACAACGCACUUCUUCAUGGGUCCUAUUCAUCCACGACCAAAACGGCCGUUUGCCGAGCGUCUGGCCAAAGCAGCAGCAGUCGUGGUGUACGGGGCAAAGGGUCCUGCCACAGGUCCAGUGAUUGCCGGCUGCUCCAUGUCGACGGACGGUGCCAUGAUAACAGUGCGCUUCAAUUCCACACUUCUUACCACGGAUAAAGUGAUUGUUCAAGACUAUAAUCAGACACUGUUGGCAAGCGGCAUGGAAGUGUGUACGGGAGAAGUGGAUCCGCCGUACGCGCCCAACUUCAACGACAAGAACUGGACGACUGUCGAUGUGAAAGUGGACAGCAGUGGCAGUGGAAUUCUGGUCGACUUGAGCUCCCUGAACGGCACGAAACCCAGCGCUGUGCGUUACGCAUGGCAGGACUAUCCCUGCUGUGGCGAAUUGGAUAGAAGCCUUGCGCCCUGUCCACCCGGCUCGUGUCCAGUGAUGGGAUCACCGUCCAUGUUUCCUGCCAUGCCAUUCUUCGCUCUCCUCCAGGACGGCAAGUGUAAAUGUGUUCCACCGCAGGUGUGUGAUGGUUGAAUUGGACAAAAUUAGAGCGAUUCGCUUGUCCACACCAAGUCAGUUACUCUUCUCGUUGCUCACACACUGGACUGGUUUCUUCACUUUGAUGUGUAGUUGUAGUAGCAGUUGUGGCUGUUGUUGUUCUUGUUCUUGUUGUCGUCGUCAUCCUUGUGACUGUUUACUCUUUGAUCAAGUUCAUGUAAAGUACACUUUCACCGGCGAAUCACCUUCCAGCUAUUAUACUAUUUGCACCAAAAGCACCUAUCAGAUGUUAUUACACUGCAGUUUAUUGAUUGAGUUCGUUACCAAUAGCCCUUUUCCUAUGGUGCCAACAUUUUCACAACUUUUGAUUUUCGCAACCAUGCCAGUGUUGCCACAGCAAGUGAAAGUUGGUAAAACGAAGGAAUUGCCAUGGUUGUAGCUGUACUAGCUGUGUGAGCAGUUGAAAACUAUGUUGAGAGUUGCCGUGGUUUCCAAACCUGGUCACGUGGUCCUUCCUGCUGCUAUUGUUCUCCACACUCAGACUACAGUGUGCCCCCCCCCCUCUAGUACCAAGACUCAAGUCCGGCUGGCUAACUAACUUUACUUACUAAGACUCAAGUGCGCCAUAAUUAUGGUCUAUGGUAGACAAACCAA
This is a messenger RNA of Sycon ciliatum, 3101 nucleotides long. Its product is annotated as sialate O-acetylesterase-like. NCBI's taxonomy places the organism in Eukaryota, Metazoa, Porifera, Calcarea, Leucosolenida, Sycettidae. The record is from RefSeq and is a predicted model, not a curated record. Gene Ontology annotation, molecular function: sialate O-acetylesterase activity. Gene Ontology annotation, biological process: carbohydrate metabolic process. The transcript has a single exon. Bases 561 to 2483 code for a protein of 640 amino acids.